Molecule: messenger RNA, 1488 nt
Organism: Penicillium cinerascens
Lineage: Eukaryota; Fungi; Ascomycota; Eurotiomycetes; Eurotiales; Aspergillaceae
Product: inositol phosphosphingolipid phospholipase
Exons: 1
Coding region: 1-1488 (495 amino acids)
Cellular component (GO): cytoplasm
Molecular function (GO): sphingomyelin phosphodiesterase activity
Source: RefSeq, a predicted model, not a curated record
AUGGCCUCCUCCAUUCCCAGUGAAGCUCCGAAUGACAUUCGGAUCUUGACUCUCAAUUGCUGGGGUCUGAAGUAUCUCGCUAAAUACCGCCAUGAGCGUCUCUCCGAGAUUGGGAGGCAGCUGGCUCUCGCUAGUCCGCCGCCAGAGAUAGUUGGCCUUCAGGAGUGCUGGACACAACAAGACUACGAGAGCAUUCACGCUCAGACACAACACAUCCUGCCAUAUGGGAAGUUCUACUUUGGGGGUAUCUUUGGUGCGGGCUUGGCGAUUUUGUCACGAUGGCCCAUCGAGGAGAGCAGCAUGUACGCCUACACGCUGAAUGGCCGGCCAACAGCUUUCUUCCGUGGAGACUGGUUCGUGGGAAAAGGCGUGGCCUGUGCAAGAGUCAGAUUUGGUCCCGGCGUAUCUGACGUGGCCGAGGUAUUCUGUACACACUUGCAUGCUCCGUACGAGCGUGAGCCGAACGAUUCAUACCUUUGUCACCGCACCGCGCAGGCCUGGGAGAUCUCCAAGCUGAUGCGCGGUGCUGCCGAGCGUGGACACUUGGUUAUCGGACUGGGUGAUUUCAAUAUGCUGCCGUCAUCUUUUGCCCACCGACUCAUCUCCGCUCAAAGUCCAGUCCGCGAUGUCUGGCGCGAGCUGCAUCCAGACUCAUCCGUUGGUGCCGCUAUCGAUGCCGUCGAACGUGCCAGGAACCGGCCCAUCCCAACCGCUGAAUUCAACCUGAUCGAGAACGGCGCCACUUGUGACGGCGCGUACAACACCUGGCGCUGGUCCAAGGCCCUUCGCAAACGCCUCGACAAGGGCGAAGACAUCAGCAUCGAUAAGGACGGCGCUGACCCCCGCGCCAAACGCCUUGACUAUAUCUUCGUCGGCGACGGUGGCUAUCCUCCUGAGUUCCCCACGCCGCGCUGGUCAGUCAAAACCGCCCAAGUCAGCAUGACCCAGCGUCACCCAACCCUCCGCUGCUCCCUGAGCGACCACUUCGCCGUUGAAGCACUCAUUACUCGAGCAUCCACAGCCCCGGCUUCUACAUCCUCGAACAAUGACCCUGUCCCUGAGUCACCGAGCUCUCCAUCCCUGCACAAAACAACCUCAACCCAAGUCUCCCCCAACGCCGCCCUCUCCCCUGAAACAUACGACCACAUUAUCGACAUGAUCCACAAAUACGUGCGUCGAGAACGCUCACAGCGCCGCUGGCGCCUUGCCCAUUUCCUCGUCUCUAUCGCCGUCUCUAUUGGAUGCAUGGUCGGCGUGUGGUGGAUCGGCAGCCGUACCUACAUCGGCUUCAUCCUGAUCUUGGUCAGCACGCUGAACUUCGCAGCUGGAAUCCUGGAUGGUCUCAUCGGCGGACUGUUUGUAUCAAGUGAGCUGCGUGCGUUGAAGGAGUUUGAGUGGGAGGUGAGGAAUGCUCGGGGUUUGGUCCUUGCUGCGGAGCGUGGUACUGCUGGUUCUAGUGCUGUCUCUGAGGUUACCAGGACCGAUUAA